CUGGAUUUGAUUCUGUAGAAAAAUGCCUCGAGCGCAAAGGGUUAAUGUAUUCUUCAAUUGUUAUAACAGUAACACAUAAAAUAUACAUAACAUAUGUAAAAUAUACUCUGCAAUUAUUACAAUAACUUUCUCAUUUUAUUACACAUACUUUCCACAUAUUCGUUACAUUACUUUACAUCACAAAUGCCCAAAAUUCUUAUUCUACUUCCAAACAAUCAAAAUCCAAAACUCCAAAAUUAAUUUCUACACCCAACAUCUCAAACAAAGAAUACUUUCCACUUCUCAACCAUCCCCAUGCACCUAAACUCCGAGUAAAAAGUUAAACCAGAAUCUUAAGCAUAGAUGGAACCGGCAGACACGUGGUGGUUCCUCUUCAUAAGCGGGGCACCAUCCCCUGGAGCCCCAAGAGCAAACUCCCAAUCUCGACUCUCCGAAUAAUAGAGUUCCAGCACAGACGCGCACGCCUGCGCAGAGAGAGGAAGCCCUGAGCGUCAUUUGAGUGGUAGGGGAUCCAACGCCAAUCAGGGAGCAGGCCAGUGCUCGGGCGCGAUUCCAUUGGUCGUGGCGCGCGGAGUGGGGGCCGAUGGUGGGAGAGCAGAAAGCAACGGAUUGGAGAGCAGCUGUAAGGCACGCGUUAGGCUUAUGACGGAGCUGCGAGGACCGCAUGGUGGGGGGUGGCAGCAGUGGGGCGGCGGGAGUGGGGAGGUGUGGACACUUGGGGCGCAGCAGCAGCGCUUUAGGCAGUCUGGAUGCAGGCGCGCCGCUGUGCGCUUGCGUCGUCCUCGGAAAAUCUUUUCCUAUUUUCUUUCUUCUUUUUCUCCUCUUGUAUAUACAUUUUCCUUUCCUCCCAUUGAUUCCGUCACCGAGGGCAACCUUCUGCCCUGCUUUCCACGUUCGACACGUUUCGAUUGAAAUCACUGAGUCAACUGAGGAGAUCCAGGAACAGGGGACUAGAAGACCUACGGAUCUUGAUCUAAAGUUGGAGGAAAAAUUCAGUCACUCUGGAGUCGAGAUGCAAAGGGGCCAUGGUGUCAAGGUCUCCAGCACCCCACUGGUCACAUGUACCUCUACUUCAAUCACCUAUGGUUCAUCGGGGAAUCCUGGUUGCAAACUAGCUCUGAAACUCCUCGCCUUGUCGAAAAGGGGAAAGUAGGAAGCCCUCAGACAUCGGAGGGCCUGUAUAAACCAAACUGUACAUAUGCAAUACGUUUAGCUUGUACAUAGGGUAAGAAUAUGGUAGAGAGAGAGAGAGAUGUAGAGUACUGAUACUAAAAGUACAACGCUACUUCAGCCGCUUGCUUGGGAAAUGAAAAUUUCUUUCCAAGUUUCACACUAUGCAGUCAGCAUUGCAGCAGAUGAAGUAUCACUGUGAGCAGAGAAGAUGGAAAACUUGAAUAAUCCAGAAAACCACUGAACAAAAUGAUCAAAAAAUUCUAAAAUUAAAAAGAUUGCAAGAAAGAAGUUCUAAAGAAAUCCUAUGAUCCUGAAAUUCUUCUGUCGAAAGUAUCCUUGCAAAUUGAAUUAUGGUAUAAUCCAUCAUUUCAUUAGAGGAUACAGCAACUCUGGCAUGUCUUAAAUCUUGAUGAGCUCAGCUUAGAUGGCUCCGCUCUACUUUGGCUCAUAUUUGAAACACAACUUUUAAAUUUCCUUUGGAAUUUCUUUCACUUGACCAAUUUUAUAAAUAGGAUAAUCCACAGAAUUUCUCAACCUUCUCAAAGAUCUAUCUAAAUUGUAUAUUAAGCAAUUCUCUGUACAGGAGAGCGUUAUUUCAAAUCAAAUUAUUAACAAAUUAUAAAAUCAUACUUCAAUUACCACUUAUAUUGUUCAACAAGAAAUCGUCAAUAAGGAUGUAUGUUAAAAGUCAGUUAGUUGUUAAAAGACGUACUAUGAAUUUAAAUUCAAUUUAUGUUUUACUCUAAGAGAAAAAUCUGUGGAUGGAAUUAUGUUCAUGCAGGAAUUAUUUAUCAAAUCGUACUAUGAAUUUAAGUUCACUAUUUGAUUUUGAAGUACAAAAAGCUAUUCAAAAUUUUAAUGAAGACUUCAUCUCUGAGUAGAUUAAGUAUUGAUAGAAAUGUAGACAUAGUAAUAAUUAAUUCUAGCUUUUAAUUGUAUUUAUCAAAUAUACUUUGACUAAUCAUAAAUUUAUCCUUACGUACAACAAAGUAUUACUGUAGAAAAUUGAUAAGUAUGAUGAUUUCUAGUCCCAAAGCUAUAAAUCUAUUAUAAAACUCUGUUUUUAAGUCAAUAACAGAAACUUAUCAUUCUAAGUGAUGUUUUAACUUCUUGCAAUUUAAUAUAAAAAUUAAAACAUGGAAUCUAGUCGAUACCAAAAAUUAGUAAACAAAAAUUCAUCUAGUCAUAAAAUGAUCUAUUUAUUAAAUCUAGUCAUGUUACAUUCUAGUCACCUAUUCAUUCUAGUCGCUUACCUUUAGCUCACAGAGAUGUAUACUUAAUUUAAUUUUACUUAAUACUGAUUCAUAAAACAAGUUUGGCAACUCAAGAGUUGAACAAGAUUUGAGACUAUUGAAUGCAAUUCAAAUAAUACAAUGCCUGAAAGUGUAAGUAAAUGAAAAUUCUUUUGGGUGAUUAAUUAGAAAACUUAUGAAGUAUAAAAAGGCCAAAAAACUUUGUAUUCAAAUUUAUUUUUCACAAUUCAGAGCAUUUUGGUAUGAAAACAAAAAAUAAUAACUCAAACUACAUUUUUAUAAAAUUUCAAAUAUUUUAAAUCCUAAAUAUUUUUAAUUUCCAAGAUGCCAAACUUCUCAGUAUUGAUGUCAAGUAUUAAUCUAUAAGUAUUUUCUUUGCUAUUCUAGUCAGUUUUAUUCCUAAGCACUAUUUGUAAGUAGAAAUUCAUAUUCGCAAGCAAAUAUGCAGGCCACAAGUAAAUGCAAUUCUGAUUUUAAUUCCAGAGUGUCGUACAUAAUUGUAUAUUCUAUAAAUAAUUGUAAUAUUAACAUUGUCCGUGGAUUGGCGAUGCCAUAGAAGAUUAGGAAAGUAUUUCUUUUCUGUUGAAUUUUUAACCAAUUGCUUUGUCUUACUCAACAAUUGAUGGAAAACUCCAACCAUUUGUUAGCAUCGCCUAUUUAUCAAUAGAUAACGUAAAUGUGGUUCUUUAUUUUAUUAUGGGAACGUGCCAGUAUUUUAUUCUAGUAUUGCUAUUGUAUAGAAUGUCAUAGAAAGAAACAUUUUUGUAAACAAAAUUUGCAAACACUGUAAAAUAAUUUAUUUAAAUCAUGAUAAUCUGUAACUACAAUUGCUACAGCUCAAAAUCAUUAAAAAUAACGAUAAAACUAACUAAUUACAUUGCUUUUGUACUUUGAUCGCUUUGGCUAUUUUAUCCUACAUUUGUAUCGAUCUCAGUGAACCCUUUGCAGUCCUAAGUCGAGUGAUGGUCUACAAAAAUGUGUUAAUUUAAUCAAAAAGUUAGGAUCACAAGGAGUUGUUUAGCUCUGCAUGAGAAAUGUCCACAUCGGCAGCUAUUUGUACAGAAUUAAGUUAUCUUAUUUAAGUAGUAUUAAACAAUUGAGUAAUGAAAGACAAGAUCAUAUUUUGUGAAUGAUCAAUCGGCCAAUGAAUAAGUACAAAAAGUAGCAUUUAAGAAAUAAUAUUGUGUGGAAGAACUAUUAUAGGGCUGUGUUUAAUAAUUAGAAAUAAGUCUGGACGUCAAAUCAAAUUUAAUUUAAAAUUUAUCGAGUUCUACAGAUAUUUUCUUCACCGAUUGAAGUCAAUAUUCUCAAAGUGAUUUAAUUUAUUACAAGGAAUUUUUUGAAAUUUAUUUCAUUCUUUCCAUAUUUGUAACUUUGACCAAAUUAUAAAAAAAUUCUAGUCACAAAGGAAUAUAAAAUAUAAGUAACGCGCAGUAACACGUAUAAUUUAUCUGUGAGAGUAUAUAUUAUUAAGAGUGGCCUCUAGUCAAAGAAAUCACGGACACCAACUUGAACAGUUUAAGCCAAGUUUUCAAUUCAAAAAGCAACAGUUAGAUGUAAAUAAAGUAUGCUAAUUAAAUAUAUUAAACUAUAUCUUUCUAUUUUACCUAUCUUUAUUAAAUAGAAAGAUACAGUUCAUUAUAAUUAUAUAAUAAAUCAUAAUAGAAUAUUUUUUAAGCACUCAAAUAUCUAGUAUUUUAUCUAGUCUAUGAUUUUCAAAUUAAUGGUAAUAUGUUAGCCAUAAAGUAUGUAAGAAAUCGAAUUAUAAAACUAUAAUUUGCAUAAAUAAUUUAUAUAAUUUGCUUCUGAAUUUGACUUAGCUAACUUAGUAGAGUAAUCGAUCUCAGUCCGUGAUCCAUAAAUCUAGUCUAUGAUAAUGUAUAGCAAUUCAGUGUAAACACCAUAUCGUGUAACUUCAUGAAAAUGCGACAGAAGUGUGUACAUAUUAUGAUUACGAAUGUAGAACAUGAUCAAAAAUGUACAGUUUAGUUUGUAAAAAUGUGUAUUUAGCUGAGAGGCUUUUAUUACAGCCAUAUAUAUACAGGGUGUCCCAAAAAAGUUGGAGGUCCUUGAAAAGGGUAGUUCAGGGGGUGAUUUGAAACAACUUUUUCCUUAGCGAAAUUGUUGUCCGAGGCUUCGUUGAGCAGAUAUUAACGGAAAACCAUGACCAAUCAGAGCGCGAGUAUCCCGUUGAAGCCGAGGUUACACGCUAGGCGUCCGCGUUCAUACGCUACCGCGAGCGCUCCACCGGCAUACUCGCGCUCUGAUUGGUCAGUGUUUUCCGUUAAUAUCUCCUCAACGAAGCCUCGGACAACAUUUUCGCUAAGGAAAAAGUUGUUUCAAAUCACCUUCCGAACUACCACUUUCAAGGUGUUACAACAUUUUUGGGACACCCUGUAUACAUAUAUAUUAUGUGAACACGCAUAUGAACGUGAACAAAAAUAUAUAUGUACAUAUAUGGCUGUAAUAUUUCUCUAAACGACAAUAUAUUAAGCAUCGAAAUCAUUGUAUACAUCAUCAAACAAAAGUAAUUCGAAGUUCGACGCAGGUAAAGCAGAGCAACUCCGAAGUUCGACAUGGGUAAUGCAGAGCUACUACGAUGUUCGAUGUGGGUAAUGCAGGCUACUCCGAUGAUCAGCGACAGCAGAGCUACUACGUAGUUCUGUAUCAAGACAACGGCUUAACGAACAUAGUUUCGCGACCUACGAAGUCCUCUGCUGAUCUGAAGCACACUGAAAUCAAAGAGGGUUGCAAGAUUGUAGAGGAGAAACUAAAAAUCUAUAAACCCAAGAUUGCUGUUUUCAAUGGCAAAUGUAUCUACGAAGUUUUCGCUAGUAAAACGGUCAAUUUCAAUUUUGGACUGCAACCAGAGUCUAUAGAGAACAUUGCAUUUUGGGUCACUCCGUCGAGUAGUGCUCGCUGUGCAAACUUUCCUAGAAUGACAGACAAGUUGCACUUCUAUACUGCCUUGAAAAAAUAUUUGCGAUUUCUAAAAGGAGAAAUUAAGGAAGUCGAUACUAAAGAAUUUCUGUUUGAAGGAAAAUGCAAACAGUUCAUUCCUCGAACUUCGAAGAUGUGGAGACGAAAAGAUGUGUCUGUAUUCUUGCACGGAGGAAAAAUUGCUAACAAGCACACUGUAUGUCUGGACACAUCUGAUGAAAGCAUAGCAAUAACUUAUAGUACGGAAUUUAUUGUAGAGCAAAAAGAGGGUAACAAACAAAAUGAAGUGAAAAAUGAGAGCGAUAGACAGAAAACUGAAUCAUUACCAAAUUCAAAACUGUAUGAUUCACGAACAAGCAUAAAAGUGUGUCUUGAAGAUAAUCUAUCUAGAGAAAAAGAAGAUUCUUUGCAAAAAGAACAUUCAGAGCUUGUAAAUGGUACAAAGAAUGAUACUGAUUCAUUUGAAAAUAGUAAUUUAGAAAAAAUUGUAGAAUCCAAAGCAGCAAUGGCUAAAAAAACUAUAACCAAUAAUAGAAAAAAGAAAAAUAUUAAAAGAAUUUCACAGAAACCAAUCAGAAUCAAGCAUAAUGUAGAAGAUAAUCCUGAUUCAGUCUUUGUUAGUUUAAUUAAACGGAGACUGGAGACAAAAGCGAAAAAUGAUUCCAAAGAUAAACAGGAAGACUGAUCUGAAGUCAUUGUUAGAAUAGUUCGAUUCAGAAAACAAUUAGGAUUUAGAUUUAAGUAAACGAUUCUUAAGAAAAUUUGGUAUUAUUUUAGUAUAAUUAUCUUUUUUUUUUUACAUGAAUGUGAAGAUGCAUAAUAAAGUAUUUUUAUAGUAUACAUCAAAUUCAAAGUAAUCAAUUCCUGUAACUUUUAUUAAUAACUGUGGAUGUUUAUACAAAUGCAUGUAUGUAAGUGUUUUUUGAAGAUUUCAUUGAUGUACAUCUCAUUUUGCUUAUAUGUACAUAUGUAUACAGAAUUAAAUAUCUGUUAUUUUUGGAGA
Molecule: messenger RNA, 6369 nt
Organism: Hylaeus volcanicus
Lineage: Eukaryota; Metazoa; Arthropoda; Insecta; Hymenoptera; Colletidae
Product: G/T mismatch-specific thymine DNA glycosylase-like
Exons: 4
Coding region: 5026-6051 (341 amino acids)
Biological process (GO): base-excision repair, AP site formation
Cellular component (GO): nucleus
Molecular function (GO): mismatch base pair DNA N-glycosylase activity
Source: RefSeq, a predicted model, not a curated record